Molecule: messenger RNA, 5449 nt
Organism: Scylla paramamosain (green mud crab)
Lineage: Eukaryota; Metazoa; Arthropoda; Malacostraca; Decapoda; Portunidae
Gene: hb
Product: protein hunchback-like
Exons: 1
Coding region: 3-2216 (737 amino acids)
Biological process (GO): regulation of transcription by RNA polymerase II
Molecular function (GO): RNA polymerase II transcription regulatory region sequence-specific DNA binding; DNA-binding transcription factor activity, RNA polymerase II-specific
Source: RefSeq, a predicted model, not a curated record
UCAUGUCUGGCAGAGGCGAGGGCGAGGAAGACAAGCAGCUGUACCAAUGCCAUCUGUGCUCCUACUCCUGCGCCUCCCGCUGCCAGUUCAACACACACCUCAACACUCACUACGACCACAAGUGCACCAAGUGUGAGUUCACCACGCACGCGGAGCCCAAGCUGCGGGAGCACCUGCAGGAGGAGCACGGCCUCAGCCCGGACUGCCCGGAGGACAUGGAGGGCAUCCGCGUGCCUCGGGUCAACGCACAAGGCAAGGUGAAGACCUUCAAAUGCAAGCAAUGCGACUACGUGGCCAUCACCAAGGGAGACUUCUGGGAGCACGCGCGCUCGCACAUCAAAAGUGAGAAGCUGCUGGCGUGCCCCAAGUGUCCCUUCGUGACGGAGUACAAGCACCACCUGGAGUAUCACCUGAGGAACCACUUCGGCUCCAAGCCCUUUAAGUGCAACAAGUGCAACUACUCGUGCGUCAACAAGUCCAUGCUCAACUCGCACAUGAAGUCCCACAGCAACGUGUAUCAGUAUCGCUGCUCGGACUGCACCUAUGCCACCAAGUACUGCCACUCCCUCAAGCUGCACCUGCGUAAGUACGGCCACAACCCCGCCAUGGUGCUCAAUCCGGACGGCACACCCAACCCCAUCCCCAUCAUCGACGUGUACGGCACGCGGCGCGGCCCCAAGCUCAAGAAGGACGAGAAGGGCAUGCCCAUCCUGCCGCCGCACUACCAGCUCCAGGCGCAGCUGCUCAAGGCACAGAUGCAGGCUAACAACGCCCUGCCCCCCACCACGUCCAUCGAGCCCGCCCCCGCCAAGAAGAGCUCCGCCAGGAAGCCGCCCCCAGUGCCGCCCGUCUCCAUCGCCGGCUCCCCUCACUCGCCCUACCCCUAUCCCUACCCCAGCGUGAUGGACAACUUCCAGAGCUCUUCGCCCAUCUUGUCCCGCGCCCUGGAGAAAACCUCCGAGGAGCCGCGCACCCUGGAGAGCCGCGAGCACCUGCGGGACCUGCUGCUGGAGAGGGAGCGCGCCGCGCAAGGCAAGCCCCCGUCCCCCUUGGAGGGCCUACGGUGCACCCUGUGUGACUUUGUGGCCGACGGCCGCGAGACGUUCUCGCAGCACAUGAUGGCCCACGCUGCCUCCGAGGGGCGCGACGAAGGUAACGCCUCGCCACGCUCCCCUCAGGCCAUGGAGCACUCCAGCGGCGCCUCACCAGAGCGUCGGUCACUCUCGCCGCCACGCCUCCCGCUCUUCCCGCACCAGGCGCCACCCCCACCCCCGCCGCCGCCGCCGCUCACCUCAGAGGCCAGCCACAUGUACGCCCCACUGGCCGCCGCCCACAACCUGAAAGAGUACCUCGCGCGCGCUAUGAACCCCUUCAUCUACCAGCAGAUGGUGGGGGGCCAGAUCCACCCCGCCUUCGGCCUGCAGCAACACCUGCAGCAGUUCACGCAUCCCGCCUUCCCGGGGCCACGCCCGCUGCUGCCUAUGGAGGAGGACCCGCGCCUCAACUCGCCCCAGUCUCAGCCCCAGGCUCCGCCCCGCCUGCACUCCCCGCAACCCAAGCCCCCUCCCCAGCACCAGGUUCAGGCCCUGCACCAACCCCAGCAGGCACUCUCGCCCACCACGGAGGGCGUGCUGGAUCUCAGCAAGGAACAGACGCCGCUGCAGCAGCUGAGCGUGGUGAAGGAACACACGCCGCCCCAGCAGGUGCGGGACACCAGCAAGGAGCCGCCACCCCUGCAGCAGCAGCGCGGCGAGUGUCGUGCCUCGGUGUCUCCCAACCACUCCUCGCCGCAGUCCUCGUCGCCACCUCGCUCAGAGACCUCCACCCCGCCCUCCAAAAAUCGGCGCAAGGGCCGCGCCUUUAAGCUGGAGCGCAUCGCACUGCGCCUCAGCGAGAGUGCAGAGGGCGAGAGCUCUGGCCACGAUGAGGACGCGCGCCGCGAGGAGGAGGAGAGUCCUGGUAAGGGCGCCGAGAGCCGCAUGCCGCCCCUCAUGCCCUUGCCGCAGGGCGACGACCCGCAGGACGGGCAGCACGAGGUGUGGCAGGGCGCCCACCACUGCCAGUUCUGCGACAUGGCCUUCAAGGACGUGGUGAUGUACACCAUGCACAUGGGCUACCACGGCUACCGCAACCCCUUCACCUGCAACAUGUGCGGCCACCAGGCCUCCGACAAGGUGGCCUUCUUCCUCCACAUCGCCCGCUCCUCCCACUCCUGAGCGCCCCGCCCCGCCAGGCCUCGUGAGUGGUGAUCUCAAGUGCAGUCCGGUGUCUCGCGCGAUGGUAAGGACGUGAGCACCAGGGCGGCCCCCAGCCCGUGGCGCGGCGCUGGGUGCUUCUAGACAUGGUCGUAGGCUCUAGUCAGCUAUAGGACAUGUACUGUACAUACUGGACCACACUGGACGUAGCAACAAAGCCCUGCCGGGCGUGUCAAUGAGUGAGGUGCUCGUGCGCGAUCCUUAACCACACUCUACGGCCAAUAGUGAACCCAGGAGCUGGUGUGUGUGUGUGUGUGUGUGUGUGUGUGUGUGUGUGUGUGUGUGUGUGUGCGCCCCGCGCUGUCCCUCCGUGUCACGACAUUCCCUGUCCGUCAACAUUGUGCCACAGUAUUAGUUUGGAUGUACGCGGGUAUUAGUUGGUAGCGCCCAAAGGCUCCGUGCCGUGGUGGGCGCCGCGUCCCUGAGGACCGCUGGGCGCCCUUCCUCGCCAGGAAGGCCGCCACACCGCGCCUCGCACCCCUGUUUGUUCCUCGCGUUGCGUCUGCACGCCCGUCUGUCCGCGGCCCGCCAGGUGCGUGCUACCACCCGACGCCCCGCCGCCCGCACCGGGGCGCACGGCCCAGCAGGAGGCCUGACGCAGACGGCGCCGAGCAGACUUUGCUCCGCGUCAAUCAUUCCGUGCGGAACGUGCGCCACGAGCCGGGCCAGCCGGCGGGCGGGCCCGACGCGUGGCCGCCGCCGCGGAGGUGAUGAUGGUGUUGUUCCUUUCGUAACUUUAUACUCAGGGAUGGAGUUGAGUGGGGUCGGAAGCCUCACGCAGCGGGGGAGAGAGAGGAGGGAGCGAGUGAGUGAAAGAGGGAGGGUGUUAUGGUGCACGCAUAGAAUUAACCCGCUACGGGCCUCCUCCCCUGCCCCCUCCUGCUCCCCCCAGUCCUACAGCCACCUCGCAUUCUGCCAUAACAAACGUGUCCCCGUCUCUGUCGCGCUGUAGCCACGUGUCCUAAGGCGUAUAGAAGAGAAUAUUAGUCGAUAUUAUAUGUACCGUGCUGUACCGUAGUGUGCCACCGUGGAGGGUGGCAAGGCGGCCCUCGAGGGGCUGCACCUUACAGUCGGUAACCAGUGAACCCGUGGACAAACAGACAUGAGUGUGUUUGGGUGUGUGUAUGUGUGUGUGUACGUGUACGGGUGUGGGUAUAGGUGUACAUAAGCACGUAUCCACACGCACUGGCUUCCCCCGCCCCUCCAGGAAGCCACGCCCGCGCCCUGCACCCUGGGGUAGUGAAACAGUAACCACCGAUCCUUCUGUUCGCCUGUGCUUGUGUCAAAGAGAGCAACGGAUGACUGGAUUCCUUGUUUCCCUUUUGUUCCUCCUCCUUCACCCCUUCCCUCCUUCACCCUUCCUUCACCCCCUCCCCUCUGUACAACCGCCAUGUUCCUGUGUAAUUGGUGAGGGUCAAUCCAGAAAGUGUAUUUUUCGUGUUGUAUAUCUUAUUGUACACGUAAUAGUAAGGUGCUAUUAUUAUUAUUAUUAUUAUUAUUAUUAUUAUUAUUAUUAUUAUUAUUAUUAUUAUUGUGGUGAUUUCACUGUAGUCAUGAUAUUUUUUAUUCAUUAUUACUGAUGGUACAAUGUGACGUGUCUUCAUGGUACAGAAAUGAAUUAAAUCAAUGAAACAAAAUUAAUUAAAAUGACUGUAUGCUUUUAUUUUAACUUCAUUCACUUUUAUUAUUAUUAUUAUUAUUAUUAUUAUCAUUAUUAUUAUUAUUAUUAUUAUUAUUAUCAUCAUCAUCAUCAUCAUUUUCGUUCCCGUAUUUCUGGAUUCAUCUCACAAUUUUUUUUUUUUCCGUCACAUCGAGGCGUUUUGUGUGUGUGUGUGUGUGUGUGUGUGUGUGUGUGUGUGUGUGUGUGUGUGUGUGUGUGGCUGGUCCUCUCUUCAUUGUCAUAUCAAAUAAACGAUAUAUGUUGUAACAAACUUUCAUUUCUCUAAAACCUUCCUUUAAAUCCACGUUUUGUAACCAUUCAUGGACAGAUCUUCACCACCACCACCACCACCACCACCACCACCACCACCACCACCACUACUGUUCAAGUACUUAUUAGAAUUGCAUUACAGACGAUUACAUUGUGGUGGAGAAAGAAAGAUAAAAAUAAUAGAUAGCCUCUUCUAUUUGUUGCAUCCAUGGAGACAUUUUACAAUAUUGAAUGUACAAAGUAAACAAACAAAAUAAUAAGCCGUGAUCAGGCUGAAAAAAAAUUAAAAACAAGUUGAAGAGAAAAAAAAAAGUUAUUUAACCAACACAUAAUGGCCGCCUUCACGUAUAAGAGAAAGAGAAAACAAGGAUAAUUUUCUCUUUUUUACGCAACAAAUAUUCACGAGAGGGUAUCACAUCACAAAACAGAGCAACAAUUUAAUUACUAAGGAGAAAAUUUGUUUACUAGUGAAAGAGUUAAGUCAUAAAGCGCUGGCUAACGUCACGAGAGAAAGCGCUACCUCUCCCACCACGAACCGCGAAUUUCAGGUGACCCAGUAUCGAACGCCGCAUCAUAGUCAACUGCUUUACCACAGAGCCACCGCCUUGACACUCCCUCCCCCGCCCCUCCCCGCCUUCUUGCUCCCCUAUUCUCCUGUUUUCUAUAAUUACAAACCAUACAAAUUAGGGAAUCCGUAACUAUGAUAUAAAUAAAGUCAAUGUCUGCAAUGGAGAGAGAGAGAGAGAGAGAGAAUAUUACUGAUGGAGGAAAGACAGGGGAGAGAAACCGGAUGGAGAGAGGGAAAGGAGGGAAAGGAGAGAGAGAGAGAGAGAGAGAGAGAGAGAGAGAGAGAGAGAGAGAGAGAGAGAGAGAGAGAGAGAGAGAGAAGUUUAGUGGUGGAGGAAUGACAUGGGAGAGAAACCGGAUGGAGAAAGGAAGGAGGGAGAGAAAGAAGGGAGAGAUGGAGAGAGAGGAGGUGAGGAGAAGAGGGAGAGGAAAGAAGACAAAAGGGUGAUAAAAAGAGGAAGAGAAAGAACGGGGGAAGAGAAAGGGGGUAAGGAAGGAAGAGAGAGAGGGAGAGAGGAGAGAAGGGAGGAAAGGAGAGCACAGGGACGUAGUUCAGAGAGAGAGAGAGAGAGAGAGAGAGUUACAUUAAUAGCAAAAAAAGGAAAAAAAAAAACGGAAGAUUUAAGGAAGAGGAACUAAACAAAUAACAAAGUAAGUAAUAUAAAAAUAUAUAUAAAAAUAAGUACAUGAAGAAGGA